GUUGUGAAGUUAGACGGGUUUUCUGCACACAUAUCAUGGGUCGGUUACGGAGAUCUCGUACACAUCAUGCACAACGCGACGUGCAUCGAGCAUCCCGCACAAGGGCUCGCACAAAAGACUUGGAUCAAAUCCAGCUCAUUGAUCUAGACCCGAAGAAUCGAGCUGCUCUCGAAGCACAACCCAUCGAUCUCGAGAAACCUGGCCUUGCCCAGCACUACUGCGUUGAAUGUGCAAAAUACUUCGAGACUGAUACCGCACUUCGGUCACAUUGGAAGAGCAAAGUACACAAACGACGGUGUAAAGUUUUGAAGGAGCCUGCAUAUACUAUAGAAGAAGCGGAAAGAGCAGCUGGCCUGGGGCGAGAAGGGAAAAGAACGCCGGUUUCUGCACAAGUCAUGCCGAUAGAUACUUAGCGCCUAGCGAUGUGACCCAAGGAUGUUUGCCCGUCCUUGUCUUCCUGGUUGGGAACUCCUGGCCACAUUUGACAGCUCCUCGGGCUGGAUCAUGCCUCGAGUCAGACAUUGGUGUUAUUAUCCAGUGCGUAGGGCCCGUAUGAUCACCGCGCCAGGAUGAUCGGCAUCAAGUCAAGAAUAUCUGCAUCGCUCUCUAGUUCUUGGUUGCGUUUCCAUCACUCCCGGUCGCGCUCAAUCGAGAUUCACACUUUUUUCCCAAAUCAAAAAUUAUUGUUGCUGAGCGGC
Messenger RNA from Suillus clintonianus, 698 nucleotides. RefSeq lists its product as uncharacterized. Bases 36 to 413 code for a protein of 125 amino acids. The transcript is spliced from 5 exons. The record is from RefSeq and is a predicted model, not a curated record. NCBI's taxonomy places the organism in Eukaryota, Fungi, Basidiomycota, Agaricomycetes, Boletales, Suillaceae.